AUGAUCCAUGCUGUUAGCCCUGGUUCUAUUUUCAUGUUGCCUCAUGGCACCCGUAUUGUUCAUAAGCUUCAAGACUUUUUGAGAAGUGAGUAUGCUCGCUAUGGAUACCAAGAGGUCAUGACUCCUUUGAUUUACAAGAAGGAUUUAUGGGAAACAAGUGGGCAUUGGCAAAAUUAUAUGGAAGAUAUGUUUAUGGUCAAGAGCGGACGUGAACAAACUGGAUGUGGCCAUAACCAUGAUGAGCAAGAGAUUGAUGUUGAUGAAGGCUUAUUUGGUCUUAAGCCUAUGAACUGUCCUGGACACUGUUUGAUUUUUGAUAGUACACCCAAGUCGUAUCGCGAUCUCCCAAUUCGUUUAGCAGAUUUCAGUCCACUUCACAGAAACGAAGCCUCAGGUGCUUUAUCCGGACUGACAAGAGUGCGUCGAUUCCAUCAAGAUGAUGCUCAUAUUUUUUGUACAGAAAACCAAAUUGCUUCAGAAAUCACAUCCUGCUUAUCUUUUGUAGAUCGUGUUUACUCUGCAUUCAAGUUUCCUCAUUAUGAUUUAACAUUGUCUACUCGCCCUGAAUCACAAUACAUUGGUUCAAUUGAAGAGUGGGAUCAUGCUGAGAAAUCUUUAACAGAAGCACUGAAUGCUACAGGUCGACCUUGGUCUAUUAAAGAAGGUGAUGGUGCCUUUUAUGGACCUAAGAUUGAUAUUAUGGUCAAAGAUUCCAGCGGAAAAUCACAUCAAACAGCUACUAUUCAACUUGAUUUUCAAUUGCCUCGUCGAUUUGGCUUGAAAUAUGUGGACGAGAAUGAUGUCAGUCAAACACCUGUCAUUGUUCACCGUGCUAUUCUUGGUUCUAUUGAACGCAUGAUGGCUAUCUUAAUUGAACAUACGCAUGGUAAAUGGCCAUUCUGGUUGAGUCCUCGACAGGGUAUUGUGAUUCCAGUCUCCACUCAGUUCUCAGACUAUGCUCAAAAAGUAGCACAGCAGUUAUCUUUGGGUGAUUCUGAAGUAUCUCAAAAUCAAUACUAUAUUGACGUAGACACUUCUCCUCGGGACAGACUAAACAAGAUGAUUCGUCAAGCUCAACUUCAGCAAUACAACUUUAUUUUCGUAGUUGGACAAAAAGAAAUGGACCAAGGCACUGUGAAUGUGAGAACACGAAAGGGUGAAGUCUUGGGAACAAUGACUAUUGAAGAAAUGCGUCAAAUGUUUGCCUCUUUGACAUCUAAAUUAGAAUAA
Molecule: messenger RNA, 1230 nt
Organism: Gilbertella persicaria
Lineage: Eukaryota; Fungi; Mucoromycota; Mucoromycetes; Mucorales; Choanephoraceae
Product: threonyl-tRNA synthetase
Exons: 2
Coding region: 1-1230 (409 amino acids)
Biological process (GO): threonyl-tRNA aminoacylation
Cellular component (GO): mitochondrion; cytoplasm
Molecular function (GO): ATP binding; threonine-tRNA ligase activity
Source: RefSeq, a predicted model, not a curated record